Molecule: messenger RNA, 5982 nt
Organism: Frieseomelitta varia
Lineage: Eukaryota; Metazoa; Arthropoda; Insecta; Hymenoptera; Apidae
Gene: mthl1
Product: probable G-protein coupled receptor Mth-like 1
Exons: 3
Coding region: 13-480 (155 amino acids)
Biological process (GO): G protein-coupled receptor signaling pathway
Cellular component (GO): membrane
Molecular function (GO): G protein-coupled receptor activity
Source: RefSeq, a predicted model, not a curated record
UUCUAUGGCGACAUGGAGAUUCUGGCUUACUUCUUCGGUCCCAUCGGUUUCCUGCUCGCGGUGAAUCUGCUAUUUUUCGCAGCGACCGCCCGCGAGCUGACGUGCGGCCUGUGGAAGGGUGAAUUCGUGAAGAGCACCACGGAACGAGCCGCACUGGGCCGCGUGUGCAUGAAACUCGUGGUGGUGAUGGGCGUCACUUGGGUGGCUGACGUGGUCUCGUGGGCAGUCGGUGGUCCUCAAUACAUCUGGUACUUCACCGACAUGAUAAACGCGUUCCAGGGCGUGCUGAUCUUCGCGGUGGUUGGCUGCCAGCCGCAAGUCCGCGCCGCAUUGAAGAGGAUCUGCAACAGGAACCCGAGGACCAACGCUGGAAGACAGGGAAACGGACUGAGCACCACCAGCCACGGGAUGCCCAGCAUGGGCGACAGCGUCAUUCAGAAUCCGAGCACGAAGACAGCUCCGCUGGAAACCAUCUGCUAAGCGACUUCUCCGACCUGCCGGUUCCGACAAUCGAGAUCCUCUGACGGCACGCCUCGCUCGCCGUCUCGCUGUCGGUCAGUUUCACUGGCAAACGGGGAGGAAACGAGACGGGGGACUCGGUUCGACGAAGAGAAGUCGGAAGCGCGUGCUCGGAAGGAGGAUGAUUCUCGAGUCUCGCGUAACACGUGAAACAGAACGAAAUUCGCGGAAGAACACAAAGUAUACGAAGCGAAACGACGUCGCGUUGAUGGAUCGAAAAGAGGAGCAGGAAGUUUCUCUCGUCUCUUCGUAUCGUUGGACCGUAGUAAUUCAUGACAGGUUACUAAAAUCCGGAGCGUUGAUUUUAUCUUGCAUUUAUCUUGUUCUAUUUCUGCGGAAGAGAUUAAUUGUGAUAGAAUUCGUUAAAUAAAAAAAUUCUAAAUCGUUGUCAUACCAGUCCAACGAUACCAGUCAAGAAUUAAUAUACGAUCAUCUUCAAAGGAGACGGAAAAAAGCUUCUAAUAUAUAUAUAUAUAUAUACAGUACACACUGUUUGUGUCCGAUUCGCGUUGGAGGGUCGACGACCUCGAGGCCGUGAACUUGAAACGUAACCGGACUUCCCCGUUCCGAAUGACAUCGCGAACGCUGUCCGCGAGUGGGUAGGCACCGACUCGCGUCGAAAAUCCUCUCCUGCUAAUGAGCGGGGUCGUCGACCUUGGAAGAAGAAGUACAGUUCGCUAAGAACGCGUUCGCUCGCCGCAGACACAGCUGCCACGUGGUCCCUGCGGGCUGAACGCGGUGGAAAGCAGCAGAACGCGCGAGCCUGUCACUUUGAAUAGUUUAUUGUCUCGACAGAGAGUACAAUGGAGAGCAGAGAAAACAACGCGAAGCGACAAAUAUUCAUAGAGAAGACCCGUCCUGGUUCGAGUCCCCUCUCGAGGGAGAGCCGUGUUUCCCCGCGACUCUCCAGUGGUCCAGCUUUCACCUCGCCUCUCGUCGGAUCUCCAGUUAUCGUUGCAAUUUGUAGCUCGCUCCACCCUUUGAGUUGCUCGUCCAUCCGUGUUUUUCAUCUUGCUAUAACGACGAUCCGACGCGAGAGCUUUUUGUUGCCCGUUGUCACCAAUCGUGCGCAAGGUCGUCGAAUCAACGCACGCAGGGAGCAGUCGGUCGAUCGAUCAUGCACUGAUGAGCAAAGUUAACGAGAUGAUGCGAGACACGUUAUUUCGGUGUAAAGAAACAUUCGAUCGGCGCCAGACGAGGCCGAUCACAAGCGAAAUUUUCGCGCGACAGUAAGGACGAUCAUCGAUAUUAAUACGUCGUCGUCUCUUUUUCCUCGUUCUUUUUUUUCCCCCUUUUUUUUUUCACAAGUAAAACGACUCGCCGCUUCCACGUCGUUGUUCGCUCGACAUUCCGCCCUUCGCAGCCACGUCCAUAUUACGAACGAUACGACGCGUCGAGACCGUGAAAAAUUUCCCGAUAAACGGAACGACAAGGCGUAACGCGUCCGAUGGGCGACCUUGACCCAUGUUCGCGAGCACGCGUCGAGUGGAUCCCGAGCUUUCUUCCGUGGCUUGUCCUUCAUUAUUCAUCGAGCGUGCCUGGGUGCCACGAGCGAUCGCUCUUCAAUUUUCUUUAGCAUAAAUUUGCAUCGGCCGAUUACGAUCGGUGGCUACCAUUAACGCGUCGCAUUAGGGGCCUUUGAGAAGCCUUCUCCAAAUAUUAGGUUGUGCGGUAAGUAGACUAUGGAUUUUUAUGCAUUUAUGGAAAUCUUUAAAGUAGCAGUGCAGAGAAUGCGCAUAGUAUGAAAGAAUAUUUAAUACGUAAACUAAUUUUUUUCUUCUUUCUUGUCUUGUCCGUUGUAUUCUCAAUAUAUAUGAAUUUGCAUAAAAAUCCGCAGUCUAGCAAGUUCGUUCGCUCAUCAAUGGUAGAGUUUGGAGAAUAGAAUGUUUGUAAAAACGUUGCUUGCGUCACUUGCAGUAAGCAAUGUAAAACAAUUAACAUAGGUAAACUUCAGUUUAAAUGUUGUUUAAAUAUUGAAAACAGUCGUAAUGAACCCUUAGUAAAAGAAUUGUUUCUUACUAUACAAACAGAUUUCUGUCCAUUAGACAAGGAAAAUACAGAAUUUACGGUAGUAUUGAUAGUAUUCACGUAUUUAUUAUAUCACACUAAUUGUUUCAGUGUUUGGAUAAUCGUGCAAUAAUUUGAAUGUAAAAAUAUACAUUCCGGAGUUUCUUCAUACAAAGACAAAAUUUUUGGAACGAUUAUACAAAAUAAUCAUUCGAUCUAUUUGCAAAGUAUGAACGAAAAGAUACAUACAUCGAUCAAGUAGAUUUUAUUAGAAUAGUGAUCAUUUUUGACACUUUUAAUCCUCUGUAAUCAGAAUUUCAUUUACUUACUAUCUAUUUACUCUAACUGAAAUCAAUCUAAUACCAACUAAUGACAACUAUAAAUAAUUUAUAUAUAAUCUUAAUAAUAUAUAAAUAAUUUAUGUACGUUUCUAAUGACAUAUUGAUGAAAUAUGAUCGGAUAACUUUCAAAUUAGGUGAUGUUACAGAGAGUUAAAGAAAUACGAAUGAACUUAUUACUCAACCCAACACGUUAAACGUUUCUCUACUCUAUAUUUCCCUUUUGCGAUUCGUGGAUCAUCGGCGACUUGCUUCUAUCGAUCCACAGCUAUUGAUGGUGUUCUUUUGAUCGAGGUCACUCGACAACGGGCAAUAAAAAAAGAAAAGAAAAGGUAGAGGGGCUCGAAGGAAAGUAUCACUGCCAAAAUCAAUUUCGACGAUAAGACUCGAAGCAAUCUUUUCACCUUUGCAAGUUGUAGCAACUUUUGAUAUACGACUUUACAAUAUCGUUAAGCACAACGAAACAUCGUUAAUUCAUCUCUGUUAGGAUAAACGAUAUUCUUUUUGAUAUUUUUUUAAUACCGUGAGAACAAUGAUUUUACACAGAUGACACACAGAGACGAUGUGAAUCAAUCUAAAAAGCGAUCAAUUGAAUCGGAGGACUCACAAUCAGACGAGGAGCCAACGUCCCUUUUUGUACAGAUGAGUCACGCUUUCACGAAGUCAUACGUAGGUAGGUCAGGGCAUAAUGGACGACAACUCGUGACAAUACACACUAGGAAUUCAAUGCCUUCUGAAAUGCCUUCCAAACGUGGUGUUCAACGUGCCGAAUUGUAUACAAUGGAGAACCAGACGGAGACCCGGUGAAGUCUCUCGUCUCUCUUGGUUCUCGCAUCGCGUGCGACCGUGCAAGAUUACCAUUUCUCCGAGCGAUUUCCGGCGUAACUUCCGAUGACAUUCCGCGACAGAUUCAUUCACCUUGCGACGAUGAAUUAAUCAGAAUUGCGCGACAGGCGUCGAAUAAUUUCGACAAAUUUUUCGAAUUUCUCGACCAAUUUAUAAAACCUGUUCAACUUUGUAUCCCCCCCCCCCCCACACUCCUCCUUUGAAGUUAAACUGCAAAUUGCAAAGAUUAUAGACGAAUGUCAUGGGAAAUCGCUGGUUGCGUUAGCACGCACCGUAUAAAAACCGUCUCACGUCUGCGUAGAGUUAGUACCUCGUACUCGGGUUUGCUAUUCUUUAGACCGCACGUUCGCGUGGAGUGGAGUAGAGUAAUCAUUGUCAUUGUUUCUUCAGGUGCAUUCAAGAGACUGAGCCAUGUACCGUUCGCUCAUGUUAACCGAAACCAUUUGAACUCUCUGCGAAGAUACGCCAACAUACUGUUUUCCAAAUACGAACUUCCUCCCUGCCAAUGGUACCAAACCCUGCGCGUGAAUUCAAUUUCCUGGAUAACAAUGGUUUAAAGCGGAGCUAUCCUUAACGAAGAGACCUUGUCGCAGUUUAUACGAUUGAUCUUCGCGGAGGAACAGAUCGUUUCUGAAAUCAUAUUAGUUCCUUUUCUUCUUGUGUGAGUGAAAGUGGCGCGCAAAGUCGUCGAAAGUUUCGUUCGAUGUGUGCACAUGUAAUCGCUUGUUCGAUGAAGGAAGAAAGGGAUGGGAAACGUCUUAACCCUUCGUCUUUCGCGAAUAAUAACGAUAUGUGAAAUAUAUUGUUCGAUUCCUUUUGUCGACAUUGUUGUCCAUGUGGCGUGCAUGCGUGCCGUGCCUGCGUGCACAUAGCGAAUAAUUGCGUGACAAUGCGAGCGUGUGAACGACACAGUAUAAUUAGCGUAUUAACGAGCAGUAACUUCGUUAUAAAUCCCAUGCUGUGUAUAAUCGCGGCCGAGCAAUGCGUAACGAGCCGGCGACAGUUGCAACAGCUUUUCCGUUUCAUCUCCGUUCGUUGCUAGUCGCGGAGUUCACGAGGAUCAAUUAAUCCCUCGUUCAGCGAUCGAGCUAGCUGGCUAAAUCGACGACGAUCGUCGUGCUCCGACUGUUGCCGGUCGUUGCGUCUCCUUGUAGAUAAACAUUCUCCCUUCAUUAUGUUAGUUGUAAUUAUAUAAUAAGCGUAUCGUAAGUUAUUCGUAUCCGUCGUGCGCGAUCAGCUGCGAGAUUUGUGACUAGCUACUUGUGGAGAAAUUGCUGUUUCGUUUCGGGAGAAAGCCGAUCGUUGGAACGGAUUUCGAUGUACAUUAAUUCAGAGAAUUCGUCGGAUAGUUAGGCUAAUCGGUAAACGAAGUGGAACAGCGUAGCCUUAAAACUAAUUUAUUCGAAGUAGUCGUAUAGUCGUAGGUACACGUAUACAUACAUACAUGCAUACACGUAAAACGUAUAAACGUACUACACGGUAGCUUGCCAGUAUAGAGAAUUAGAAUUAAGGUGGCGCGUGAAUCACGACGUGGGCACGAUGCUGAUCGCCGAAAGAGAAAAGGAGAAAGAACAGCUCUUGCGAUCGUUCCGGGAGAAAAUCCUCGCAACACGAUCGGCCAAGACGUUUAAGCGAUUAUCGAAGACCGCGUGCCUUCGCGUAAUUUACGUGCGUUCGCAGCGCGAGAAAACCAAUGUUGAAUUUAACAUCGUGGACGUUCCCAACCACGGUGAAACGCGCUUGAUAUGUAAACCGUGAUCAUUGGGAUAGAUUAGAAAGUCGUCGAUUCGAAAUUUUUAUGGAGGAUGCGUCGUUUGGAAUUGAACGAUUGAUAUUAACGGAGUUGAUCGAUACUCGGAUUCGACACUGGUUUCUCCCCCAUGGUAGAAAGUUUUCAUAAAUUUGGCCAAAAUAGUUCGUCACUUUUUGUAUCGUUAUUAUAUUUUCUAUCGUUGUAGAUCGAAGGAUCGAACGGGAAAUCGUUUUACGGAAACUGUUACAUCAAGAGGAAAUAUUGAUUCUUCGAACAUACGGAGGCUAUUAUAGAGUGACAAUAGUAUUAACUCGACGAGUGUACUAGAGAACGAGUUUGUGGCGAGCUCGUCUUGGUUCGAUUAACCAUAUAGAGAGAAUAACCGGAUUAUCAUGGUAGAGAAAUUUAUGAUUACAACAACGAUCCUGUAUUACGGGCGAUCGUACACCAUUCCUGUACAAUGUAUCGUAACAGUAUUUACUAUUGCACUAAUGGUAAUAAAUGAUAACUGUUAGUAUA